Molecule: messenger RNA, 2853 nt
Organism: Trichomonas vaginalis G3
Lineage: Eukaryota; Parabasalia; Trichomonadida; Trichomonadidae
Product: glycogen phosphorylase family
Exons: 1
Coding region: 1-2853 (950 amino acids)
Biological process (GO): glycogen catabolic process
Cellular component (GO): cytoplasm
Molecular function (GO): glycogen phosphorylase activity; pyridoxal phosphate binding
Source: RefSeq, a predicted model, not a curated record
AUGCAAAACGCAAGGCAGAAACGACCUACUAUCAGACCUUAUUAUCCAGAUGUUAAGGUUGCCCCUCGUGGUGUUUUUAACUCGACAAUUUCAUCUUUACAACGAAAUAUCAGUAAAGCUGAAGGACCAGAACACGAAGAAGCACGCCACGACUUACUGUGGAAGCUGAUGGGUAACUACAUACCAGCAGAUAAAAAUGCAAUACAGCAAUCCUUCGUAAACCAUUUUGAAUAUACAAUUGCAAGAUCAAGAUUCAACUACGACUCAUUUUCAGCAUAUCUUGCAGCGUCGUAUUCCAUAAGAGACAGACUGAUAGAGCUAUUCAAUGAUACGCAGGAGUUCUUCGUCUCUUCCAGAGCAAAGCAAGUUUAUUAUGUUUCCGCUGAAUUCUUAGUUGGCAGGUUUUUGAGGAACGCCCUGCUUAACCUCGAGUUGGAAGAUCUAUACAGAGACAGCUUGGCCGAACUUGACGUUUCUUUAGAUGAUAUUUAUAAUGAAGAGUACGAUCCUGGCCUCGGAAAUGGCGGACUCGGUCGCUUAGCCGCUUGUUUCAUGGAUUCUCUCGCGACAUUGAACCUUCCUGGCUGGGGGUAUGGUUUAAUGUACUCAUUUGGCAUGUUCAAGCAGAAAAUUGCCGCUGAUGGUUCGCAAAUCGAAAUUCCCGAUUACUGGCUCAAUUUCGGUGAUCCAUGGAGAAUUCGAAAGGACACGAUUACACAUCAAGUACAAUUUUACGGUCGUACAGAGAAUGGCGUCUGGAAACCAUCACUUACAGUCAACGCUGUUGCCAAUGACUUCUUAAUUCCUGGCUUUGGAACAGAUAAUACCUUAGCUUUACGAUUAUGGUCAUCAAAACCAACAAUAGAGCUCGAUGAAGAGAAAUUCCGUGGUGGUGAUUACUACGACGCCAUUUCCAUGAAGCAACGCUGUGAAAAUCUUACAUCAGUUCUUUAUCCUAACGAUAAUACAUAUGAAGGCAAAGAAAUGAGGCUCAUGCAAGAGUAUUUCAUGUCAUCGGCGUCAUUGCAAGACAUUAUCAGAAGAAUAAAGAACAAUUACAAGGCAGAUAUCCAUGAUUUUCCAAAAUACGCCGCAAUUCAAUUGAACGAUACACAUCCGGCCAUCAUGGUGGCAGAAUUACUCAGAAUUCUUAUCGACCAAGAGAAAAUUCCGUUCAUUGAAGCUUUAGACAUCACAAAACAAGUUUUUUCAUAUACUUGCCAUACAUUGAUGCCAGAAGCCCUCGAGAAAUGGGAAAUACCAUUAUUCCAGAACAUGUUGCCUCGUCAUCUUGAAAUAAUUUACGAAUUAAAUCAAUAUUUUCUUGAUGAUAUCAGAAGUCGCUACAGAUUCCCAGUCGAAGUCAUCAGGAACCUUUCGAUUAUAGAGGAAUCCAAUCCGAAAAAGGUAAGAAUGGCCAAUUUGGCCGUAAUCGGCUCUCAUAUGGUAAAUGGAGUCGCCGCAAUUCACACAGAGCUCAUGAAACAGAACGUAUUCAAAGACUUCUACACUCUCGAGCCGAGAAAGUUCGUAAACAAGACAAAUGGAGUUACGGUACGAAGAUGGCUUCAUCAUUGCAAUCCAGCGUUAUCAGCCAUCAUCACAAGAGUCUGUGGAAAUGAAUCAUGGGCUCUGAACGCGGAAGGAUUGACAGAAUUAAGAAAUAAAGUUGAUGAUCUCAAUUUCUUGAGGGAAUGGCAAUCAAUUAAGCUCUCCAACAAGCUUAAACUGGCCGAACUUGUCCAGAAAACUACAGGAAUCCAGUUAGAUCCUGAAAAUCAGUUAUUUGAUAUCCAAGUCAAGAGAAUUCACGAAUACAAACGCCAGCAACUGAAUAUCUUUUCGAUAAUUUACAGAUACAUCUCAUUACUCGAGCUUUCUCCCGAAGAAAGACAAAAUAUUGUCCCAAGAGCGAUGAUAUUUGGCGGAAAAGCAGCUCCAGGGUAUUGGGCAGCGAAGAAGCUGCUCAAACUCAUCAACAACGUUGCAAACGUCAUCAACAAUGACUCUCGAAUUGGAAAUUUACUCAAAAUAGUUUUCAUUCCAAACUACAACGUUUCCGCCGCCGAAGUAAUCAUUCCAGGCACCGAUGUAUGCGAACAGAUCUCUACUGCAGGCACAGAAGCCUCAGGAACUUCGAAUAUGAAGUUUGCAUUCAACGGCGCCUUGAUUAUCGGGACACACGAUGGCGCAAACAUCGAAAUCGGUGACGCCAUUGGCAACGAAAACGUUUUCUUCUUCGGAGAACUAGCAGAAAAUGUCGAUAGUUACAGAUCUUCCCCGAACAAGCCAAUUCCUCAAGGAUUGAGACGUGUUUUCGAUCUGAUAAGGACAGGAAUCUUCGGAGAACGCAACGAAUACGAAUGUCUCAUAUAUCCGAUCGAAAAUGGCGACAACUACUUAGUCGCUAAAGACUUUGACGACUACAUCGAUGCACAGAGACGUUGCGAUGACGUUUUCCGCAGUAAAGAUGAAUGGACGAGGAUGUGCAUCACAUCUACCGCGAACAUGGCCAGAUUUUCAUCAGAUAGGACCAUUUCCGAAUACGCGGAAGAAGUCUGGAAUAUCAAGGAGCACAAAUUACCAAUUGUGGCUUCUCCUGACGAAAUUGCCACGAUUCCGACAUUCGGAAUUGGUUCAAUUUCUGGUUCGUUACGGAGACACCAGACAGCGCAGAUGAAGCCUGGAGAGGUCAUGGCCACUGGAGGAUACGUUCCAAAGAAAGGAUCUUUCGGUUCUUUGACGAAAAGAGAUAAAAACACAAAGGUUGUAAUAGGAGUUCCAUCUACAUUGACUCCGAUCAAAGAAUCUGACUCAGAACAAGAUGAUGAAAUUCCAAUUGACUUCAACUAA